AUGGAGCCGUACACCUACGAGAGCGAGAAUGGGAUCAAGCUUGUGACGAUUAAGGGCCGCACCUACCGCAAGGCGCCUGUAAGUGCGUUGAAGGAUCGAAGGCGGGGCGAGAGCAGCGCUGGGCAAGAUGGUGCGGGCACCAAGAGGCGCAAGGGUGGCAGGAGGGCCGCUGCUGGAUUGGGGGACGAGGAGGGUGCCGACGACGUGGAGCGCUUGACGGAGGAGCUCUGCGACGCACCCUCUUCCGCCAUCGAUGAGGAGGCGCUCGCGUUGGACAUCAGAAAGGAGGGCGAGCUCUUCACCUAUCGAAUGCAUGUUCCAUCGGCCUUCUUUGGCAACAUCAUUGGCAAGGGCGGGCAGAUGCGGACCCGUCUGCAGACUGAAACCGGUGCCACCAUCGCCGUGCCCAAGCAGGGCAGCACCAGCGAGGACAUCAUCAUCAAGGCGGAGAGGGAGAAGGCCAUCGUGUCGGCGAAGACCAGGAUCGAUGUGCUCGUACAGCAGGCCAAGGACAAAAUGGACUACACCCACUUCCUCUCGAUUCCACUUACGCCUAUCAAGGACAAGGUCAAGCAGUGGCAGGACGAGAUCACACAGAAAUACACCCCAGAAAACACAAGAGGGUUCGAUCCUUCGAUCCUGCUGGCCCCCGAGAAGAUGCACUUGACGGUGCUCAUGCUCAAGCUGUUUUCUGCGCAAGAGAUCAACAAAGCCAAGGAGCUGCUCAAGCAGGCCUCCGCCCAGGUCUAUGAUCUGCUGGGCUCGAGAUCAGAGGUGGUGCGAUUGCAGGGCUUGGACAUCAUGAACGACGACCCUAGCGCUGCGGAUGUGGUGUACAUCAAGGUGCAGGAGGUGGGCGACAAGCGACUCAUACCAGUCUGUGACCACUUGACGAAGCUGUUCUACGAGGCUGGACUUGCCAGCUCGCCAGACCGCGCUCUUAAGCUGCAUGCCACGCUGGUCAACACGCGUUACAGGAGGACGUUAUCAUGGGGAGAGGAGGGUGGCGAUGAUGAAGGUCGCGGUGGACAACGAGGAACCCAGCGACAACCGUUCGACGCCACCGACAUGCUGCGCAAGUACGGCAACAUCGACUUUGGCCAGCACAGGCUCACCGGCAUUCACCUGUCGGAACGCGGUCGGUUCGCGGCCGACACGGGCUUCUAUCACUGUGUGUCUUCCAUCAACUUCCCUUGA
This is a messenger RNA of Acanthamoeba castellanii str. Neff, 1197 nucleotides long. RefSeq names its product KH domain containing protein. Gene Ontology annotation, biological process: regulation of DNA-templated transcription; DNA alkylation repair. Gene Ontology annotation, cellular component: nucleus. The transcript is spliced from 7 exons. Gene Ontology annotation, molecular function: RNA binding. NCBI's taxonomy places the organism in Eukaryota, Discosea, Longamoebia, Acanthamoebidae. The record is from RefSeq and is a predicted model, not a curated record. Bases 1 to 1197 code for a protein of 398 amino acids.